CGAAGAGGGCACAGAAAGCCCAUGCAUUCUAUAGAAGAACUACAAGCAGUUGUCUCCGAGUAAUCGAUCACCAUGGAUCACAGCGGCCAUGGCGAUAUGGACAUGGGUCACGACCAGUGUAGCAUGAACAUGCUAUUUACAUGGUCAACGAAGAACCUGUGCCUGGUCUUCCGCCAGUGGCGCGUUACCGGUCCCGUCUCAUUGCUCUUUUCUCUUGUCGGUGUCAUACUCCUGACUGCGGGAUAUGAAGCCGUCAGGGAGUUGACGAGAAGAUACGAGGGUGUAUGCGGGAGAGGCGUUAAAGGGGCUAUUCCGGCCCCGGGGUCUGAAGAAGCAUAUGGCCCGACAGAAAAUCAUCAUCGCGAUGAUGAAUCAAGCUCACUCCUUUUUCCAGCAAGGAAUGUUAACACCAGUGAACCCGUCGGGCGGAGGAGGAAAAUUGUCAUUGCCUCGCUCUAUGGCGUGCAGGUCUUUUACAGCUUCUUCAUCAUGCUCCUUUUUAUGACAUAUAAUGGCUGGGUCAUGAUCUCCGUUGGAAUCGGCGCUUUUUUGGGUUAUCUAACCUUUGGCUCGUCCUCGGCAGCAAAGUCCGCGUCGUGUCACUGAUCUACGCUUACUGGCUUUUCUAGAUAUUGACAAAGGAGAAAUGACGUUCGUUUGACAUGCUGGCAAUGUAAACAUAAAGCUGUGGGUGUAUUGAGUGUGCAUGUUCUCGCUGGAUGAGAUCGAGUAUCUGACGGAAGCUGUAUCUAUAAUACUUUUUGAAUCCUCAAAAUUUGAGGGCUUUUCACUAUCAUGGAACUUCAACAUCACUUCCCUCGUCGCCAAAACCAAAACUGAAAGCUCCAGCUGACGCUUCUGUCGCAUCAUCCUCAUUUCCAUGGACGAUCUCGUCCCAUUUUCUCUUCUUUUUGCCCUCCACUUCCUUCAUCGCUUUCUCUAGCAAAUCGGGAUGUGUUUCCCGCAUCUUCUCGACAAACAUUCCAUACGGAUCUAGCACAUCCUUUCUGAACCCAGACACCUGGUCAGCCUUGUACUUCAAAAACUCAAGCGCCGCGCCGAGAUGCUUCCGCGGAACGAAAUUCUGCGUUAUGGCGAUGCAUGGGUUUAGAUUAACCACCAAAUGCCACCAUCCAGAAGGCACAUGGAGGACCUCUCCUUCACCGCAGAUUCCCUCUACACAUCCGUGCACCUUGCGCGCAGCGGCAUGGAAGUUCAGCAACCAUUCCGCGAUGCUGAGCGGCGAGGUGACUUCGCUCUGGUCGGCGGAGACAUACACACCGGGCGGGGGCGGUAGAGAAGAUGAGCUGGGAAACAUGAUCCAGUAUUUCGACCCGCUGAGCACCGCGUUCCACGCACUUGUCGCGUUGGGGUCCUUGUGGAAGGUACUCCCGCUUCUUUCAGGGCCGACGAUCAGCCACUCCUUGUCAGGGCGUUGAGCACCCAGAACCGCGAAUAGGUCUUCACCAAAGCAUGCAGGAGGUUGGAAUGCUGCACUUUCGCCAUGCGUAGGAAGGCCCAUCUUUUGCACAAAGCUGCGAUCGAAGAGGUACAGCGGGCUUUCGUCGGAGUUGUUGUUCAUGUAGUCCACGUAUGUUCUUAGCGGCCAAUCCACAGCCUCCGCGCGGAAAAGCACAUCGCCAUAUUGCUUAAGGAGCGUCUCGAUGGACCAGUUCUUAUAUGCUGGCCAGCUC
Coccidioides immitis RS is the source of this 1694-nucleotide messenger RNA. RefSeq names its product solute carrier family 31 (copper transporter), member 1. The transcript has 4 exons. The record is from RefSeq and is a predicted model, not a curated record. NCBI's taxonomy places the organism in Eukaryota, Fungi, Ascomycota, Eurotiomycetes, Onygenales, Onygenaceae. Gene Ontology annotation, biological process: copper ion transmembrane transport. Bases 73 to 606 code for a protein of 177 amino acids. Gene Ontology annotation, molecular function: copper ion transmembrane transporter activity. Gene Ontology annotation, cellular component: membrane.